CCAAACCGCCGUCGCCGCCAACAGAGCAACAUCAAGAAGGAUCCCGACGGCUACAAAGAUGAGUUCAUGCUACAGUAUCGCCACUACCAAGCUCUCCUUGACAUCUUCAAGCUGCGGCCCAGCAAGGAGAGCAAGGAGUUUGGCGAUCUGGUCAUGUUCAUGGCGCAGGUGUCCCGCGCCUACCCCAAGACCAUGACUGGGUUUGCCGGGGAGGUGUGCGCGCUGCUGGACACCCACCAGACGGUGCUGGACCCCGUCCUGCGCCGUACAUUGGUGGGGGCCCUCAUCCUGCUGCGGAAUAGGGCCCAGGUGGGGGCCAUGGAGGUGCUGCCGCUGUUCUUCAGGCUCUUCAGGUGUCAGGAUAAGGCCCUGCGGCAGCAGCUCUUUCGCCACAUUGUCGCCGACCUCAAGGCUGCCAACCGGAAGACACGCAACGAACGGCUUAACCGUGCCGUACAGAACUUCAUGUACACCCUCCUCUCCUCUCCACCACCCCCCAUCAGUUCUACUUCUGGUACCCUCUUGCCCUGGCAGCAGCUUCACUCGUUCGUGGUUCGUCUUCUCCUCCCCCCCCCAUCCCCCCGGCCUGCCCUCCUCGCAGCCUCCGCGGCCUUCCACAGGUCUCCGAGGGUGCUGCUCGCGGUGAUGAAGUUCUUCCUGGGCCAGGACAAGGACACAGGACGGGGGGAGGAAGGGGGGGGACAUACUCAAACACAGACACUCCAUUUCGCCCUCAAUGCAAUGCAGGGCACUCGCAGCAGCAAAAAGAAGAAGCAGGCCAAGUUGAAGCGCGUGUUGGCGACCGUGAAGAAGUCGGCUCGCAAGAGUGGGUCGGCGGGUGCGGGCGCGGAGUCCUUCGCCGCCAUUCACCUGCUACACGACCCGCAGACCUUUGCCGAGCGGCUGUUCGGUCGGCUGUCCCGUGGGUCGGAGAGGUUCGAGACGCGGCUGACGGUGAUGGCGGUGUUGUCGCGAGUCAUCGGAGUCCACAAGCUGUUGGUGCUGAACUUCUACCCCUUCCUCCAAAAGUACAUCGCACCUCAUCAGCGUGACGUCACUGCCGUACUGGCGGCACUCGUACAGGCGGCGCAUGAUCUGGUGCCUCCGGAGACCCUGGCGCCCGUCAUGCGGCAACUGGUGGACCAGUUCGUACACGACAAGGCCCGUCCCGAGGUCAUGACUGUGGGUUUGAAGGCGGUUCGCGAGCUGGUGUUGCGGUGUCCCCUGGUGAUGGGGGAGGAGCUGCUGGGGGACCUGGUGCAGUACAAGAAGUUCCGGGAGAAGCAGGUGGCGGCGGCGGCCCGGGCGCUGAUCUCCACAUUCCGGGACAUCAACCCGGCGAUGCUGGCCAAGAAGGAUCGAGGGAAAGGAGCGGACCUCACCGUGAAGCCGCGUGAGUUCGGCGACCUGGGGGUGGCGAGCCGCGUCGACGGCGCCGAGCUGCUGGAGAAGGCCCUUGCGGAGGGUCGUACGGGCAGCGACGACGAUGACGAUGAAAUUGACCUGGGGAGCAGUGGCGAUAUGAGCGAUAUGAGCGACGUUGAGGAGGAGGAGGGUGCGGGAGAGGACGAGGAGGAGGACCUGGUGUCCCUGUCUGGUGCGUGUGGGGGUGGGUGUGGGGGAGAGAGUUGGGGAUUGUGGGUGUGUGCUACGUGCAUUGGCAAUGUGUUUGUCGUACGUGUCGUACGUGUUAGGCAGGUUCGGUUGUGGAAGGGCCCUAUAGACGUCGUGAUCUUCUGA
Messenger RNA from Volvox carteri f. nagariensis, 1740 nucleotides. RefSeq lists its product as uncharacterized. The annotation marks the transcript as partial. Gene Ontology annotation, cellular component: nucleolus. Lineage: Eukaryota; Viridiplantae; Chlorophyta; Chlorophyceae; Chlamydomonadales; Volvocaceae. The transcript has 9 exons. Gene Ontology annotation, biological process: ribosomal large subunit biogenesis; ribosomal large subunit export from nucleus. The record is from RefSeq and is a predicted model, not a curated record.